CUCCACAAUGACAGGUGUUUCUCCUAGAUAACUCAGUGGGUCAAGAAACUGAGUUUAACCGAUCUUUUUUCGCUCUAUUUGAGCGAAGGGAUGCCAUGCCUCCAAUCGGAAUCGCUGGAGUCCAUGGAUCCUGAUAGAACGACGCCCGGGCCAUCCUCUGCCGCUGGGACAGAGGAGUCUUUCCGCAGGGAAACAGUGACAGCGCCGCUGACGGUGAAGGACGUGAGCUGGUUCUUCUCACCGCUGUGGAACCCUCGGUCCAAAACGCGCAGCACGAGGUUUAAAGACGGUGUGAAAAGCAACCAAGUGGAGGCAUGGCUGGAUGACCACUCCGACUUCACGAGAGCGUACUUUUUGCGCAGGGCUUCCGCGGUGAGCGGUCCACAGGCAGAAUCUCCACUGCCCAGGGUUCUCAGGAACAGCUCUGACCAAUCGGACCUGCUCAGGAAGGGUCAUCAUCAUCUCAGACCUUCCUCUCCAAUAACCAGCUCACACAUGUCACCUUUGAUGUACAGGCUUGUACCCCUUAGCUCCGAUGUCAGUGCCUCCCCUGAUUGCAUCGAUCGCUUCAGUCCAGAUGUGUGUGUCAGUCGCUGCCCUUGCUCUCCACGCUCUCCUCGUUCUCCAUUCUCUCCUCAUUCCUCACGCUUUUCUUUUCUUCCCUGCCAACCUCUUUCUCCCAUUUGCCCUUCCUCCCCUGAUUUACCCCUCUCCCCUCAUCCAUUGCACCCCAGUGCUACACAUUCUACUCUCUGUGGCCAUGGUGAAUACUGCCCAUGGAUGAUGGAGCUCCUGAGAGGCGGUCUCAGCUGGAUGGGUUCUGUAGUAGAGCUCUGCCAGGGGGCUGUCCUACACACCGGGGAACUGCUGGCAGCCGAGUGUUGCUCCCUCUCUCUCGUAAAGAAGGACUGUGGUGGAAGAAGCACCUUGGAGGAGGUGGUUGCCCCAACAGCUUUGGGGUGCUUGAGUGAAGGCAACCUCUACAGCCACGCACACCUGGAAUUGGUGAAGGGUAUCAUGGGAUGUGCAUUGGCCACAGGAUCACCAAUGAACCUGAGAGAUGUGUCAGGGGACCCCAGGUUUGACUUGGAUGACGAUCAAUCAUUAAAGAUCAGGACUGUUUUGAGUGUUCCCAUCAAGAACCACAGGGGAGAGGUGGUCGGUGUAGCAGUAAUGAUCAACAAGACAAAUUGCUGCAAUGGAUCAGUUUCUGCUUUUACCAAUAUGGAUGAAAAGGUGCUGUCAAAUCAUAUGGAUGUUUUGGGGCUGUUCCUGGAUAAUGUCCAGCUGUAUGAAAGUUCAAGACAGGAAGCCAAGCGCAGUCAGGCCUUGAUAGAGAUGGCCCAGGUGUUGUCAAAGACGCACUGUUCCUUUGAAGUUCUGCUGAGUAAGAUGGCUUCCACAAUCAUGCCCUUCACACAUGCUCAGUACUGCACCAUCUUCAUCCCCAGGAAGCAAACCCCAGUUGAAAACGAGCAGGUUUCAUUCUCCAAUGUGAUUCACCUGGAGUGUGAGGAGCUUGGGUCAAGCUGCCAGAUCUACAGAAGGGAGCAUGACAUCAGUGAUAUAGACCAAUCCUAUGCCCUUCAAACUCUGGUAGCUAUGGAAACAUUAAAAAUGUCACAGAUUUCUGAGGAAACAAUCACAAGUCUGGUUUGCUGCCCUGUCAGAAAUGAGAGGUCUGAAAAUGUUAUUGCGGUGUGCCAGCUGAUGAAGAAAUGGAGCAAAGACUCUGAUGAUAUGGAAGCUUUUAACAGAUAUGAUGAGCGCUUAUUAGAGGACUUGGCAGUGUACUGCGGCCUAGCUCUGCAGUAUGCUCAGGCUGUGAUGAUCACUGAAGAGCGCAGGGCCAGUAUAGAGGUCACACAGGAGGUUCUUGCCUACCACAUCACUGCAGCAGAGCAAGAAAUCCAAGCAUUGCAGGAGGCCAGCAUUCCUUCUGUUGAAUCGUUGCAUAUGCUAGACUUCCAUUUCUCUGAGUUUGGUCUGCCAGAAGACCGGAGCACUCAGGCCACCAUUCGUAUGUUCCUGGACCUUAAUUUGGUGCAGGAUUUUAACAUUGAAUACAAGAGUCUCUGUCAGUGGGUGCUGUCUGUGAGACGUGGUUACAGGAACAAUGUGCCUUAUCACAACUGGAACCAUGCACUGAGCACUGCUCAAAGCAUGUUUGCUAUUCUCAUGGCCACAGACCAACUCAUGACUAUUUUUUCCCGUCUGGAGAUCUUAGCACUGAUGAUUGCAACUCUGAAUCAUGAUAUUGACCACAGAGGAGUCAAUAACUCAUACAUAGAAAGGACCCAACAGCCUUUAGCUCAGCUGUACGGACACUCUUCUCUGGAAAACCACCACUACAACCUGUGCAUCUUCAUCCUAAACAACACUGGGAGUCAGAUCCUCAGUGGCCUUUCUGCAGAAGACCACAGAGCUGUACUACACAUGCUCAAAAGGGCCAUCCUUGCAACUGACCUGAAUGUCUACAUGGAGAGAAGAACAGAGUUCUUCACUCUUGCCAAAAAAAGCAGAGUGAACUGGAAGAGCGAGAAAAAAAAAGACUUACUGAGGUCGAUGUUGAUGACAGCUAGUGACCUCUCUGCUAUUACGAAGCCUUGGCCUGAACAAAAGAGGAUUGCCAACUUGGUUACCAUGGAGUUCUUUGCACAAGGAGACAAAGAGAAACAAGAGUUUAAAAUCAAACCCAUUGACAUUAUGAACAGGGAAAACAUCCCUCGACUGCCAUACAUGCAAGUUGAAUACAUUGAUGACAUCUGCUACCCACUAUACAAGGCUGUAUCAAGGCUGUUUGACACCUGCUCCCCACUGCUGGAUGGUUGUAAGAAGAACAGAGAAAACUGGAUGCAUCUGGCUAUGGAAGCACAGGAUGAAGACAUUGAAAACAGUAAAUGUGUAAUGCUGACGACACAGACAGAGGAAUAGAAGACUGAAGACAAUGAAGAUAAAAAGGAAAUGUACCUACAUGUCUGUUCUCCUUCCCCUCUUGGACACCUCUUGACCAAUUAUCAGCUUAGUGCCACAUCACAAAUGUGUUUUUAAACACUUGGCCAAUGUAUAGCAAGUCCUAUAUCAAACCUAUCAGGAGUUCCCUGUCUAAUAAAUUACAUUGAUAUCAUUGAAGCAACACAAGCUGAGAAAAUAGCUUAAUAACAUACAUACCAUUUGCAUUUGUUUGUCAGACUACUGCCAUGUUAAACAUUAGUGUAUAGUUGCAAACCUUAUCUCCUCAUCUUUUGGCCUAGUAGUCAAAUAUUACAACUCUCUGUGGCUUCAAACGAUGAUCUUUAAGUGCUUUGUGUUACCCUGUAGGACCAGUGUUGUCUAAGAGCCUUAAAUAAAUGAAUUUUCACUGAUAAGUAUGUGGGUCAUUCCAGAAUUGGAGGACAUUUUGACAUCCAAACUUUAAAAAAAUGUUGUUAUGUAUUUUAUAAAAACAGGUAGUAAAGCGUCACAGAAAAAAUGAUUUGGCCAGCUCAGGCAUCAAUGGUACACUUUCUAUUAUUUAUUUUAUUGUUGCUUUUCAACAGCGCUCAAUGGGGGCUAAAACUUUAAAAUGAAUAGCAAUCAACUUUAAAUAAACAAAAAAAGGAAUCCAUAAUCUGGGGAAAUGUUAAAACAUGUAGAUUAUGCUAAAUGAUAUAUAGCAAUGUAUAAUUUUUCUACAAAUAAUAUAUUGUACUACUAUUGCGCAACUCUGUUACUGUCAAUUCCUAUUGAUUGAUUGAAUUAUAGUAACAGGGUUGCAAAUCAAUGCUUAUUUUAGCUUUAUCAUUUAGGAAUUCAUGCUAGCUGCAGAAUGUAAUACUACUUUCAACGCAAGGACAAACUUAGUUAUUUACCUAAAGAAAGAUAACUUUUAAUUUAAUUUGUUUUAUUGUGAAGAUAUGAGUAACAGGUUUGAGUGGGUAAGAGCGCCACAGUUGUUCUAGACUGAAAGAAUACGAUAAAUAUGAAAAAUAAAAGAAAGGACUGAGCUUUGGUCUACACAUGGCAGUAGCACAUGGCUUGAUAAUGUUAUUUCCUCUGUGUCAUGUAACUGCAGUUUUUUUAACUUCCUCUCCCAAGUGGAAUAGAUUUGGGUAACAGGGUUGCGUGCAUGUUAGGGACACACCUUCAGUUUAUAAUUACUGUCAUUUAAAAUAUGUUAAUGAUUUAACAAACUGCUCUGACAAUUGCAAAAGACAUGUAUUAACACAAAAAUAGCAAAAAAUGUCAGGAACAAGGCUAUUUUAAAUGUUAAAUUAGACAUGCAAGUUGACCACCAAGAAGUAGGGACAAGAGAAAAAUAGAGGGUGUUUUAGAGCUAUUUGAUAUUUUAA
Eleginops maclovinus (Patagonian blennie) is the source of this 4331-nucleotide messenger RNA. RefSeq names its product cGMP-specific 3',5'-cyclic phosphodiesterase-like. The coding region runs from base 91 to 2934 and encodes 947 amino acids. Gene Ontology annotation, biological process: signal transduction. The record is from RefSeq and is a predicted model, not a curated record. Gene Ontology annotation, molecular function: protein binding; 3',5'-cyclic-GMP phosphodiesterase activity. The transcript is spliced from 20 exons. NCBI's taxonomy places the organism in Eukaryota, Metazoa, Chordata, Actinopteri, Perciformes, Eleginopidae.